Molecule: messenger RNA, 2667 nt
Organism: Linum trigynum
Lineage: Eukaryota; Viridiplantae; Streptophyta; Magnoliopsida; Malpighiales; Linaceae
Source: the annotation of a GenBank genome assembly
CGAAAUGACCAAAAACUGCAAAUAAUGUGUUUCCCACACGAUGCAUGAGAGUGGAGUCGUUGUUGAUGUUUCGAUUUGUGGGGAUGUGGCUAGGCAACCAUCUUUAUAUUCAUGUGAAGAGGGAUAUGCAUGACAAGAUGUUUGAGGUAACCCUUUGAGACAGCUUUCCUUUUGUACAAAUUUUUCAUGUGUGGUUUGCUUAAAAUGGCAGCUCUUUCAUUGUAGAUUUUUGCCGACAUGGAGGAACUGGGCGUCCAGCCGAGUGUUUCGAUAGCCAACAUGAUCGGGACCGUGUUCCAGCAUCGAGGCAUGGUGGACAUGUACGAUAAGCUGAAAGCCAAGUACCCUCCGCCGAAGUGGGAGUUCAGAUACAUCAAGGGGAAGCAUGUGAGGAUUCGAGCCAAGCACUACCGUGAAUAUGAGAGUGAGAGCGGAGGUGGGAACAAAGAGGAUGCAAAUCUUGAUGACUCGAACGUGAUGGACGAUGAUGAGAACCCACACGAAAGCAGCAAUGAGGAAGAGACUAGUGUCAGAUCGGAUGAGUUUGACGAUGAGCUCGACUAUCAACUGGGUAGAGACACCAAUGGUAGCAGUAGAAACGAAGGUUCGAGCAAGAGUGGCGAUGAGGCGGCCUUUGCAUCAUAUCAGCAGUCCAUGGUUAGUAGAAUUGAAACAGGCGAGAGAUGAUGAAGAGGAAGAUGAUGGUGAAGAGGAAGAAGAUGGUGAUGGAGGUGCAAUGAUGAGUGUGAAAAUGUUUCUGAAGUGGCAAGAUGGUCACCUGCACUUUGACAAACAGAAGCUUGUUAUGCUUUGGCUGCUAUGUGAAGAGUACUCCCAAAAUUGGAGAAGCCCUCUGAACUAUAAAGGCUAUUAAGGAAGAAAUAGGAGAGAAGGAUUAAUGCAGGCAGCAUGAUUAUGUCAGGCAGUAUAACUGAUGUCGAAGAUUAGAGAUCACAGCAGCUGUAAAACUUGUCGCUGCAGGUGUCAGAUUAGAUGACAUGAUAUGGUGUGUGGAUAAUUUUGGUUGGUAAACAAUUUUGUUAUAUGAAAUAAUUUUGUUAUUAUAAUACUAUUAAUUUUUUAUAUUUUCAUUUUAGUGACUCAAAUCUCAUCGACCAAAUUGGUCAUAUGAAAUGAAUUUUUUGGUCGGCGUAUGUGUUUUUCGCAACCAAUUAUUAUGGUUGCAUUUAACUUUUAUAACCAUAAGAAUUAGUCGUAAGGGGUAUAGUUGGUCACCAUUCAUAUAUUUUACGACCAAUUAUUAUGGUUGUGCUAAAUUUUUAUAACUAAUAAAAUUAGUUACCUAAAAUAAUAUGAUUGGUCGGGAUAUGGAUUUUUGAUGACCAAAUUUUAUGGUUGCAUAACAAUUCAAUAACUAAAAUGAUUAGUUGCGAAAAAUGAUAUGAUUGGUCGAUAUAUGUAUCUUUGACGACCAAUUUUUAAGAUUGUGUUAAACUUUCAUAACCAAUUCUAUUGGUCACCAAAAUGGUUUAAUUGGUUGAGAUAUGUGUUUUUCACGACCAAUUGUUAUGGUUGUGUUAAAAUUUUAUAACAAAUAUAAUUAGUCGUCUAAAAUGGUAUAAUUGGUCGGGAUAUGUGUUUUUCACGACCAAAUUUCAUGGUUGUGUGAAAUUUUCGUAACCUAAACAAUUGGUUGUUGUAAUGAUAUAAUUGGUUGAUAUAUGUUAAUUUCCCAACCAAAUUGAAUGGUCACCUAUAAAACGUACGUAAAUUCUAUUUGCGACCAAAAAAAUUGGUUACUAAUAGUCACAUAAAAUUGGUUGUCAUUUACAUUUUUCGCGACCAAUCAAUUACAUUUCCCAACCAUUAAGUUGGACUAUGACAACCAACUUAAACUGGUCGCGAAAAAGUAGGGUUUUUUGCCAUUGGCAAAUUUGGUUGCGAACGCUUUCUUUUUCGCUACCAAUCCACAUUUUGGUUGCGCUAGGAAUUAGUAACGCGGCUAUAGCGACCAAUUCCGCUACCCAAAUAUUUUGGUCGCAAAAAGGUAUUUAUAACCAAUUUUUGACCUUUAGAAACCAAUUUUAUUGGUUGCAAAAAGCCAUUUUUCUUGUAGUGUAUUUACAUAUUUUUGGUUCGGGCGUCACACAUUUUACCCUCUCAAAUCUGAGAUUUUGACUCUCAGUUUUGGUGGAAACCCUAGCUCCAACAUAAGGAACACAAUGAAGAAGGAAAUGAAACGAACUUGUUGAUCAAAUGAAGUUUGUAAUUCGAACUGCUAACUUGUUUUCGUGGCUUAGCUUAACAAAAUGCAACGAGUUUAAACUUGUAAUCCCAAUAUACUCUGCCUUAGUAUGCUGAAUUUCACAAGGCUAAACUAAAUGCAUCGGGCUUAAACUUAUCGUUCAGUCCAGUUGUCGCAAACCUUUUUUUCCUUUAAAUCUUUAGGUUAAAGCUUACAGUCAAAAACAACAACACAAGAUAGGCAACAAACUUGAAAUUGCAUAAACUAUAGUAAGGAACACAUAAUAUUUAUUUAGUAUCCAAUGUUGAAGUAAUCAACACUGGCUAAUCCACGAUCCAAGAUCGCCUUGUGUGAUAUAAUUGAGUAUUAUCUUCCUUGUUAUGCCAAUUUGUCUCCAAAAUACAACGAUCACACCAACUCUCCUUGAGUGACAGAAUCGUCAAUCAAGAAACUCUCACAAA